This is a messenger RNA of Purpureocillium takamizusanense, 1377 nucleotides long. RefSeq lists its product as uncharacterized. The transcript is spliced from 2 exons. Gene Ontology annotation, biological process: carbohydrate metabolic process. NCBI's taxonomy places the organism in Eukaryota, Fungi, Ascomycota, Sordariomycetes, Hypocreales, Ophiocordycipitaceae. The coding region runs from base 40 to 1377 and encodes 445 amino acids. The record is from RefSeq and is a predicted model, not a curated record.
AAAUAAAAAGAAGACGAGGCCAAAGCGGCACGCACCACCAUGCCACAGCACAGCAGCACGCUGCAGCGCUUCAUCUCCGCCCUCAGCUCCGUCUACGGGCCCCUCGACGACCUCACCGCCGCCGACGCCCCGACAUGGAACCCCCCGACAGACCCCGGCGCGGGCGGGCACCGCGGACGGUACCUCUGGACCGACGCCUUCGGCCUCAUCGACCUCCUAAAGCUCCAUCGGGAGACGUCAUCGCCGUUGUACCUGGCGCUCGCGCGGCGUCUCGCCGACGUGGUGCACGAUACGCUCGGCCGCGAGCGCGAGUGCGAGCGCCGCCCACACGACAAUGACGGCGACGGCAAUGGUGGUGAAGGUGAUGGUGGUGGUGUCCCGGCGCGCCUCCCCGGCGCGACCGACGCGGAGCCCCUGCGCGGCGGCCUGCGCAUCGGCAAGCUCGACGCCCACGGCCCCGACGCCGACGGGCAGUACCACCACUACCUCACGCUGUGGAUGUUUGCGCUCAACCGCCUCUCCCUGGCGUCGGGGGAGGCGCGGUGGAACGACCUGGCGGUGCAGCUGGCGCGGGCGGUGCACCCGCGCUUCGUGCUGUGCGUACCAUCGCCAUCACCGUUAGAAGGGGAGGGGGAGGGGGAGGGGGAAAGGCGUCAUCACCUCAAGAUGGUCUGGAAAAUCUCCACCGACAUGCGCCGCGUGCUCGUCCCCUCCGAGGGCCACCUCGACGCCGCGACGGGCCUCGUCGUCUACUCCCUGCUGCAGCGGACCGCCGUCACCGCCGGCGCCGGCGACGGGGACGGAGAGGAGGAGGCGCUGCCGCUCGCGCGCGAGAUCGCCGAGUACGCGCGCCUGAUGACCAGACGGCCGGAGGACCUGACGCCGCGUGGGGACCCGUUGGAUUUGGGCAUGGGCCUGUGGGUGUGCCAGUUUGGCGGCGGUGCGGUCGCCGUGGGCGAUCAAGGAGGUGGUGUUGGUGACGACCUCGGCGAUGACGGUAGUGGUGGUGGUGUUGCUGGCAGUGGCAGUGGUAGUAGUAGUGCUUGGGCGCAGCGCUUCGUCGACGACGCCCUCGGGCUGGCGCGCGUGCUCCUCGGCCCGGACUCGCAGCUCAUGCGCCGGGACGCCUCGCGGAGGCUCGCCUUCCGCGAGUUUGGCGCCUGUCUGGGCGUGAGGUGCGCGGCGGCGGCGGCGGCGGACCAGGUGCUUCAGGAGAGGGUGCGCGCCGUGCUGGCCUUUUGGGAGCGGCACCAGCAGGGCGAGCCCGACGACGACGACGACAACGACGACCUGCGGCCCAUUUCCAAGGUCAUGUACGCGGCGGCCCUCGUGCCCGGCGCGUUCUGCAGGGGGUACUUGGGCAACGAGACGCCUUGA